Molecule: messenger RNA, 3487 nt
Organism: Rhopilema esculentum
Lineage: Eukaryota; Metazoa; Cnidaria; Scyphozoa; Rhizostomeae; Rhizostomatidae
Biological process (GO): epithelial cilium movement involved in determination of left/right asymmetry
Cellular component (GO): ciliary basal body; centrosome
Molecular function (GO): protein binding
Source: RefSeq, a predicted model, not a curated record
CAUGGCAGUUAUCCUUUAUUUUGAAAAUAAAAACUUUAUCGUAGAAAGAACUCGUUGAUAUGGUAAAUAAUCUGUAGUGGAUUUGAUGAAUUAGUUGUAAGAGAAAACAAGAGAUAUGUCAGACGCCACAGAGAGCACCAUCAGUAAUAGCACAACUUCUUUGCGGAGGCAAGCAGAAAAAUCAAUGGAAAGUAUAGCCAGCGGCGAAGGCAAUUCGUCAGUGGGAGUAUCACAAUCUGAAGUUCAACAGAUAGAUCGGCUGAAGGCAACUUUGCAUUAUUCUUUUAAAAGUCAUUCUAGUAAAGCAGACACCUCAAAAACAUCAAGAAACAGCACAAUAAAAAGCAAGACAUCAACAAGUAGUUAUACCGAUCCAACAACUUCAAAAAGCAAAAGAUUUUAUAAAAAGGAGAAGGCAAUUACUGAUGUUUGUGGGGCUGGUUUGUCAUCAGCCCAGAUGCGUGAGAAACUGUUUGCAUCUUUCAGAUCAAAAGGUGUUCUUGAGAGUGCCAAGACUCAAUUGAGAGCUAAUUUAGCCUCAGUUAUAAAUGAAAGUGCAAAAAUUCAGAAGGCCCAAAAAUCAAAACCAGAGUCCUUGUUUGCUAAACUGUCAGAUAUUCUUGUUGCUGAGCAUCUGAAACAGGCAAAAUAUGAUUACACUCUAUCAAUAUUUAAAAGUGAAAGUUCAGCGUCAGAACUUGAUAUUAUACCAUCUGAAAUAUUGAAGAUAAUGAGAAUAAAUCCAAGCACAAAGAAAUAUGAUGACUUGUUCCUGUUAUUGAGUCAAAAUGAUACAAAAAGCUUCUUGUGGAAUUUUAUUUCUAAUGCAUGUGGAGACAACAGUAUAUAUUUGUCAGUUGCUUGCCAAACAGAUGAUUGUGAAACAGUUAAAGAAACAUACAUAGGAAAGAACUUGUCAAAAAUCAGUGAGGAACUUGAUGUUUCUUACAAAAAUGAGUUUUUCCAUAGAUCAUUAUCACUUGAAGAACGACUUUUCCAAUUACAGAAAAAACUGGAGGAUCAAAAGAAAAAAGAGCUUAAACUAGAAAAGGAAAGACUCAAAGACACAUUUGUGAGAGAAAUAAAACUCCAGGAAAGAGAAAGGAAUAAAACUGAUGUUGAUAGAUUUAAGAAUGAAAUUGAAAAGAGUUACAAAGAAUUGAUAGAUAGUGUUAAGCAAAGAGAAAUAGAAGUAAAUGAUAUGCUUGUUAAAAAGCAAAAACAAAUCGAACAAGAACUUUAUGAAAGAAGGCAAGAUAUGUUAAAAGAGAUUGAAAAGCUGAAAGAGAGGGAAUAUGAAAAUAAAAGGGCUUGUGAUAUUGCAAUGCAGACAAUCAAAGUAGAAGAAGCUAAGUUGAAAACACUUGAAGAGCAAUUAAGAGCGAAAGAGUUGUCUUUGCAGUCAUUAGAAGAGCAACAUAAAAACAAAUUGAAAGAAGAGAUUCUGAGAAUAAAAAUUGAGAGUCAGGAAGAAAAACAGAAGUUUGAAAGUUUACUUAGAUCACAAGAGGUCAAGCUGCAGGAAGAGAAAGUACUGUUUGAGUGUGAAAAGGAAUCUGUCCUGAAUUCCAAAGCCUCUUUGACAAACUUGAACCAUGAAAAAAUCCAACUGCAAGCUUCUUUGAAUGCAGCAUUGAAAAAAAUAAGCAUUCUUACUUAUAAAUCUGAGGGUUUGAAAGAAAAAUUGCAAGAAUUUUCUGACUAUUUGCAAAUUAAAGAGCUAUCAGUGGCAAGAAAAAAGGAAAUAGAUUGUUUAAAGACCAGAGUAAAUGAAGUCAUGAAAGAAAAACAGUCAAUUGUAGAGCAAAAUAGGAAACAGGUCAAAGAGCUAAUGGAAAGUAUGCUCAAGGGAAAUCCACAAACUGUUCAAAUUCAAAGGCAAAUUGAAAUUGACAGAAAUGGAUUUAUUGAAAAGGAAGCUGAUUUGAAAGAGAAAAUUUCAAGGAUCGAGCAGCGACUAAGAUCAGAGAUUUCUAGAAAUAAUGAGCUUACACAUAUGAAUGAGGCAUAUUUGCUAGAAAAUAAAGCUUUAAGAAGGGAUAUAGAAGAACUAAGAGCUGCCAAUAAGAUUAAUGCUGUUUCUCAUGAUUGGCAUGCAAGUAAGAUUAAAGAGACUGAAAAGCUUGGUGAGUCAGAGAAACCUAUUUUUAAUACCAAUGUGACAGAUAGGUAUAGAAAAAGUUUUGAAUUUGUCACACCAGAACAUGCAGAUGAAAUAGACCUUUGCACUACAUCAUCCUUGAUGUCAAGGCCUUUGGUCACUCAGGGUAACAGGGAUAUCAUUGCCAAGCUGGAAAGUGAAGCCAGUGCACUGGAGGACACAUACAGGAAUUAUCAAAGAAAGGAAAGUAUGAGAAAUCCUUCUUCAUACGGAGUACCACAUACAAAUGAUUAUAAACCGCUGCAGGAGUAUUAUUCAGUUGUUAAACACAAUGAAGUGCAGCCUUCAGAAAGUGCAAAAUUUAAGCCUACUAAGCACCAACAAGGAGGGAAUGCUGCCACAGUCACAGAGCAAUAUGACAUUAGAACCUCUUCAAGUGCAUUAACCGCAGCUCAUAAUGAUGCUCUUUUCCACACAAAAAGCAGCGAGGCAGAAGGGAAAUUCCUCAGCCUGGAUACAAAAGAUGUUAAAAGGAACACAAAGGGUGAAAAGUUACAGGAUACCUGGAACGGUGAUCAUUUAACAGAACAGUUACUUGAGUCUGCAGUUAUUCAAAGAGAUGAAGGUUUAGCUGAGACAAAAAUCGCGUCUGGGGCAGAAGCUUUUAGCUGCCUUGGUACCCGUGAGGUAGUAAAUGCUGAGAUUCCUCGCUUUUUGUUGCAUAAUGAUGUUGUUUCAGAGGAACAUCAAGAGGACAAUAGAGACUUUGCAAUUAAAAGCUCUUGUUCUAGUAGUUUAAGAAGUCAUAAAAGUGAAGGAUUACGUCAAGAUAAGAGCGAAAAUAGUGAAGCCAAUGUUACAAGUCACGAUUUAAUAGAAGAUUUAUACAGAAAGGAAAACAUGGAAAUGGAAAAUCUGAGCAGCCUGUCUUCUGCAAAAGAAACCGCACGCAAAGCGGCCACUGCAGAUAAUGUUGAUGGUGACGAUGUUUCUGACACCUUUAUUAAUAAUAAAGAAAACAGGAGAGAAACCUUGGCAGGUUCAUCUUAUGAAACUAGCAAUGAAAAAGAAACUAGGAUUGAUGAGGAAGAAAAUUCUAUUCAUGUGGAAAAAAUGGAUUCUACGCAAGAAAAAGUCUUAGAGAACGAUGACGUAGAGGAAGGUGAUGAUGAAAACCAAAUAGACCCACUAAUGAAGCAUUACAUGGAAAUGUUGUCGAGAAAAAAACAAGAGGAAAAUCUUGAUAACGGCGAGCCAGAACAGUUGAAUUUGACUGACGAUAUCAAACUUGAAAGUAAAGUUUCAAAGUCAGAAGUAUCCGAUUUGCUAGAAGAUGAAAUCGAAGAAAUUGAACAGGAUCCGGUUGACGAAUUUGACUGGUAAAUU